This is a messenger RNA of Prionailurus viverrinus (fishing cat), 5913 nucleotides long. It is a transcript of the gene VTI1A, whose product is annotated as vesicle transport through interaction with t-SNAREs 1A. The transcript has 9 exons. Bases 214 to 798 code for a protein of 194 amino acids. Gene Ontology annotation, cellular component: Golgi apparatus; late endosome membrane; ER to Golgi transport vesicle membrane. Lineage: Eukaryota; Metazoa; Chordata; Mammalia; Carnivora; Felidae. Gene Ontology annotation, biological process: intra-Golgi vesicle-mediated transport; retrograde transport, endosome to Golgi; vesicle fusion with Golgi apparatus. The record is from RefSeq and is a predicted model, not a curated record. Gene Ontology annotation, molecular function: SNAP receptor activity; SNARE binding.
AGUCCGAGCGGGCAAUUAAAAACGCAUGCAGGCCAAUUUCCGGAGGACUGAGAUUGCGACGAACAACCAGGAAGCGGCCCGGCUGGGAGCUGUCCCCGGUUCUCCGCUCUGCUGUCGAGGCCGCCUCCGGGGUCCUUACACCGUGUUCCUCUGUCCCGCGUGGCCUCUGCCACGACCUGGGCCUCGGCCCGGGCCGAUCACUCCGGAGCCGCCAUGUCAUCCGAUUUCGAAGGCUACGAGCAGGACUUCGCGGUGCUCACGGCAGAGAUCACCAGCAAGAUUGCGAGGGUCCCUCGACUCCCUCCUGAUGAGAAGAAGCAGAUGGUUGGCCACGUGGAGAAACAGCUCGAAGAAGCGAAAGAAUUGCUUGAACAGAUGGAUCUGGAAGUCCGAGAGAUCCCACCCCAAAGUCGAGGAAUGUACAGCAACAGGAUGCGAAGCUACAAGCAAGAAAUGGGCAAACUUGAAACAGAUUUUAAAAGGUCACGGAUCGCCUACAGUGACGAAGUACGGAAUGAGCUCCUAGGGGAUGAUGGGAAUUCCUCAGAGAACCAGUUGAUAAAAUUACGUGAAGAGAGGGCACAUCUGCUCGAUAACACAGAGAGGCUGGAAAGGUCAUCUCGGAGACUAGAGGCUGGAUACCAAAUAGCAGUGGAAACCGAGCAAAUUGGCCAGGAGAUGUUGGAAAACCUCAGUCACGACAGAGAAAAGAUACAGCGAGCACGUGAACGACUUCGAGAAACAGAUGCUAACUUGGGGAAAAGCUCCAGGGUCCUGACGGGGAUGUUGCGAAGGUAAGAGCAAGAAUCAUCCAGAACCGCAUCCUGGUCGUCGUCUUGGCCAUCAUCCUCGUUGUCACCAUCCUGAUGGCGAUCACUUUCUCUGUCAGAAGACGCUGAUGGAUCUGCUCUUCCCUGAUAAACAGCAACAACGGCUUGUUCUGAGUAAUUAAGACAAAAUGGUCACAUGAAUCAUUCUUUUGCGCCGACAGGCCCUGAACGACCCUCCCUCUUUUCACCACUGUUCGGCUGAAGCGCAGAGUGUAAAAAUAUUUUCUAUUCCUGCUUGUGUGUGGGUCGGUUUCCUUUUCUAGGUUUGUCUUCACCCAGAUUUGUUUUUUGUAGGAGAAGGUGAAUGUUUAUUUGCCUUUCGGUAAUUUCAUCUACUAACCAAAAUAGCUUUGGUGACUUUCUUCCUUGCCCCGUGGACGUGUCAGGGGUCAUGGUUUGGGAUAGGGCACGAUGAGUCAGUCGUGGGGCAUCUGAUGGGCUGUGCUGUUUGUCACACAUCUCUUGUCUCCAAAUUGCCCUUCUGUGAUGUCCAAGGAUAAAAAUGCAGAGAAAAACAGAGGCCACAGCCAGUGACCCACUCCAGCAAACCGGCCCUGUUCCUACCCAGGCAUAAUGAAUAUAGUCUACCUGCCUGAGUGCUUUCAUUGUAAAGGUGGAUAUUUAAUGUCACUUGUGCAGGAAAUUGACUUAGCACUUUCUCUGUUUUUCUAUGCAUAUAGAUAUAUAUAUAUAUAUAUACACUUUUCUUUUUUUUUUUUUUACAGCCAAGAAUAUUUUUGCUGAGUCUGCCCAAGAUCCACUUUUCAUAACUUUGCUUACUGGCUACAUGAAAUAUUUCUUUACCUUCCCCCAAAUCCCACAGUCCCUAGAAUUUGCUGGCAAAGUAAGCCUUGGCACGAUAUUUAAUUGUGACCCCCUCUCCCCUGACCUGUGUAAGCAUCUCUGUAUCCUUUCGGUUUUAAUAUCUGCACUGCCAAAAGCAGCCCUCAUACAUGCAAAAGGUCUGACAAGGUUCCCUCCACAUCCAUUCCAGUAUGUAAAGAGAACAUGAAUAUUUCAGGAAGAGCAAGAACAUGAGUCCGUCAGUGUGAAAUUUCAAAUGUGAUUAUAAAUAUGGCAUAGAGUCCUAUAGGAUGAUUCACUAGAAAUAAACUUUAUGGAAAAUGUUCACUAACCUCCUUCAAAAGAAUAGGGGGGUUGCAGCGUGUUACAAAGGACGGCUUGGAUUUUCUACAAAAAAAUGUUAGCACAGCCUUCCUGAGUUCACUGUGUAUUCAAACCUCUGACAUGCUUUGUGAUUGUUUUUGGUUUCUUUCUGUCCGAGGUAACCGGGAAUUGCGUUCAAAAUGAGUUCAUUUAUGAUCGGGCUUCAAGUUGCCCAAGCUGAGGUCAUUUUCCCCCUAGUCAUAAAGCAAAAUGUGUUUUUCUUAAGACUUCAUUGGCAUUUACAAGGUCCGUACUAUCUUUUUGAAUGUAAUUGGAAGCUUUGAAUCCUUGAAAAAGCAGACCUGUUCUCUUCAUAAAAAAUGCUAACCACCUGGGCCCAGAGAUUGAGAUCACCUGGAUGGGGCACUUUAUUUUAUAUUUUGCCCCAACUCCGAGAAGAACCUUUAUGGUUUAGAGAGGAAAUGCAGAAUGGCAAAAUCCACCGGAGAGAUCGUACUUAGCAAAACAGGCCAGGGCCUGCGUGUGUCCAGAUAAAUCAUUUAGUAUUGUGUAAAUAAAGCUGCAGCCUUUACUUUGCAGGGAUCGUAUGGGAUUUGGGCAGGGGGAAGUAGGACGGUGAAGGAGUGGGAAGGCAGUGCUAAUUUUCCUAUCAGCUUAAAGGAUCCAUCUCAGCAAGGUUCUUUUAUUCCGAUAACGGAUUUUGUACAUGCUGAACACAUUGAAGAAACCAUUAAAAAGCAGGGGAACAAACAAACAACCUCCUUCCCGUUCCAAAACACUAAUGGUGGGGAAGUAUUACACCGACCUCUCCGGUGGCUUCUUUGGAAACUGUUGAUCUCAGCUAAAGCGGGUAACCAGUUAUCCAGCUAUAUACGCCUCACGCCUCUUCCCAAGGCCACCCAGCAAGCCAGGUUGGUCUGAUCAUCUAAACCCGCUGGCUCCUCAAUAUUUCACUAACGCCUUGCGUUCAUGUUGAAGUAGAUGAAGUGGAGGGCGGGGGCCAGGGGCACUGCUUGCCUCUCAAUGGCUUUUCCUUUCCAGUUCUACCUCUUUAUCAGCUCUUGCCUGAGAUUUUGCCCCGGUUCAACCUUGAGAGUGAGAGAAUCUGACCAGAUGACCCUUGGCCUACCAGCCCCAUCAAACCCACCUUGAGAGCGGCCCCCGAGACCCGGGGAGUGAGCGCUCUGUGGGAGGCUGGUCUGAAGUCCCGACAAUUCCCGCCUGGCCCUCCGGCUGCUGCAGGAGAAAUUCGAGACCGGAGACACGGUUUUCUCCCCACUCCCCUGCUCCACUGGGGAAGGGAGAAAGCCCACAAAUUCGAAGCAGGUCCUAGAUCUGUGAACGGCUCUGGGAACUUCCUAUGUCGACUUUGCGGACCAGUUCUCCAGUUGAGAGCCUGUGCUGAAAAAAUGAGGUUCAGUGGGAAGGUGGGGUGGGGGGUGAAGACGAAGAAACACCGAGGAGGAAGAGGAGAAGGAGGCCCUGGCCAUAUAAAAUUCAUGCAGACUAAACAGUUUCCCUGACCGAAUAAAGUAAAGCGGAUGCUACCCUGCUCCGGAAUCAAAAGCAAUUUAAUUAAAGUCUCUUAAGUUGUAAAGAGUUUUAAAUGUUCCGUGUUGAAGGCGAAUGCCUGCAUAUGCGAUGGGCCUGACGUCAGCCGCCAGGCCUGGGCUGGGAGGCCAUUUGCUAUUCUGUUUAAGGCAGGCUGGAUUGUCUUAUUUUGGAACCAGCUUGGUGGGGGGUUUGCUUUGCUACUGCUUCUGAGCCCUGAGCUUCAAAGGCUGAAAUUAAUGGUGAACAAAAUUGUGCAGCUCUGACCGUCCCAUGCGGGGCAAGCCCAUUGAGGGUUAUCAUUAAGUAAAGAAAUAAAGAGGGGGAAAAAAGCCUGCCUGUUCCAAAAACCUCAUCAGAUAAUGACCUCAGUGAUUGGAUUUUCAUUACCAAACAGCAUCCAGAGAUUAUCUACCCCAUAGAAGAAGGGGGGGGGGGGGGUUGGAAAGAAAGAAAGCAACUGUCUUUCUCUCCUUCUCUUUCUCCUUUUUUUUUUUUUUUGCACAUCUUUUCUUUAAAACUGUCAGAUCAUUUCAGUAUUUCAAAUCCGAGGAAAACAGCCUGCCUGCUGCUGUAUUUGAAGUUCUAAUGGUGUCAAAAAGUCACGACUGACUGACAGCCGUCAGUCCCAGAGGGGCUCAUUAAAUCAUAAAAACUUGACAAGGAAAUAAUUGCGCAUCGCCAGCAACUUGGCGCCUGUUUAGACGUUUUUAUUUUCUUUCAUUAUUAGUCCCCACCAUUACGUUCAUUAACAAAUUGCAUUAAACAACUGUUAAGGGCUAAUGAUUUGUUUAUCGCUUUUUAUUAUUAUUAUUAUUUAAACAUUAGCUGUGUCAUGUGGUACCCUAGCAGCCUCUUGCCAUCGUCUGACUGAAUAUUUUUCCACUCCGAGCUCUGGGUACUGUUGGAAUAUGAAAUAGAUUAUUCAUUACUCUCCUCUUUGCCACUGAUUUGAUUUCAUGUAGCGUCUUCCACAGAGAAAGAUGAAAACUUGUCAAAAAUAGGUUAUAUCUUAUUCGAAGGGGCAACAAUAGCAGCAGGUACAGGCACACUUUAAUAUUUAAUUAAGGUUGAUGUUAACCCCUUUAAAUGACUUUAGCUGUAAGUUCUAUUCAAAUGCAGAAGAGAAAAAUAAUUGUUCUUAAUUUGCAACCUGUUCAGCAAGCAUUCUUCCUGGAGUUAGCUGGAAAUUUAGAGCCGAAUUUUUAAAUAAUGAAAUUUCCCGUCAUAAAUAUUUAUAGCCGUUUGUCUACGUAGUUGAGAAUUAACUACAAGCAAUGAUUUCCUCGUCUCUCUGGUUUGAACUGCUAGCCUAGCAGGGCACCUGGCGCUUGGGAGAAAUGGCUUUCCUGGGAGAAAUGCACAUCCAGAGCCAAGGACUGUUGGUUGGUUGUGGCUGGGGCUGGUUUCAGAGGAACCUCUGUGAGUCCCUUGUUUCUGGUCCACUUGUCUCCUCCGCUAGCUGAGUGUGUGGUUGGAGGACUGUGGUCUGGAGAGUAAGUAGGGCUUUCUUAAAGGAGCACUUGUGUGUCCAGUCGGCUGGUGUGGGGAGGGUGUGAUGGGGUGUCCGGGGCGUCUCUGUGUAGUCAAUGAGCUCAUUGCUUUCCUAGUAGACAAUAGGAGCCAUGCUUUGCUGGGAUUGACCUUCCGUCUUUUUUCCUUCCUGGGACUUGCCACCGGUGAGAUCAUCAGCUUUUCCGUGGGCUCUGAGCUGGAGGGGAAAGGUGCCAUCUUCAUCCCGAGUCUGAAGUCCGUGGCAUUCUCCGUGCCACAACUGCCGGCUGCCUUUGGUCACCCUGUUUGAUUCGAUAAGUUUCACAUACGCAGGGAAGCGCUCUCAGAGGCCUGGUUCAUUGGUAUGUCGGGGCUGGGGUGUGCUGGUCAAUAUCAAGGAACAAGGAGUACUUUCCUGCCGGCUUGUUUUCCUCCCACCCACGCAUCCUCAGAAAGACAGACUCCUUGGGCAGCUGCUCCAUGGAUGUGAAGGGGAGAGACGGCACAUGUCCCUCGCUCAGCCACCACCUCUCAGCAUCACCCACCAAAGGACAGACAAUCCAGUAGGAGCCGCGGCAUGGGAGGGGCUCAUCCAGCAGGCAUGAGCCACGUGAGGCCAGCCCUAAGCCUCAUAGAUCACCGUGGGCAUAGAAACAGCAGACACACCAGGGCCUGGGGCGGUCUCGAGCUUCCAUUUCAAUCUGUUCCAAAUUAGCCACAUGACAACUCGCCACCUUCAGAACGGACUCCACACCUCAGCAAAAGACACGCUCAAAGUCGUUUUUCCAAAAGGAAGGAAGGCUUUGUGGUAAGCCAUCCCUAGUCUGACUCCCAAAGACACUGGUUGCCUGAGAUGAGAUGCCAGCCCUCAAACUUGACUUCGUCCUCUGCUAUAAUUCAUCACCUUAAA